Molecule: messenger RNA, 993 nt
Organism: Anthostomella pinea
Lineage: Eukaryota; Fungi; Ascomycota; Sordariomycetes; Xylariales; Xylariaceae
Source: the annotation of a GenBank genome assembly
AUGGAUUCUGACAGCGAGUACGAAAGACUAUACGAAAGCUUCCAGCAGCUCCGGGACUGGCAACUCAUCCUGAAGCGCGGUCGCUCAAGGGUCCUCAGAUCGAAAAAGGACCCCGACGCUCGCGCCAAGUUCCUCGCCGACAACCCGCCGCCGAAGCAGGCUGUGGUCCGCCGUCCAGAAGAUGAUGUUCGAUGGGCCCUGCGCUUGCUGCCCGCCUACUGCACGCCGUCCGCAACACCAUGCUCCUCGCCGCGGGACUCUCAUCAUUCAUUCCUCACGAGCUUCCCCGCCGAGAUCCGCAACAUGAUCUACCAGUAUGCCGUCAACUAUCCCAGCUGCCGCAGUAUGUACGACGCGUACUAUAGCCAAGCGAAGCGGGCCAAGUGCAGACCAGUUUCUCGCGUCUGCCAUGAAGAUUGCAGCUGUGCUAAGAAUCCUGUCGGCAUCUUAGAACACCGCGCCCCUACCAUCCUGCUGCUCAGCAAACAGAUCACCAGGGAAGCCUUGACCGUCCUGUAUCUGCGCACAUUCACCAUCGACCGCAUCCCCCCCUGGAUCAUGGGCGAGAUGCAUCCGCGCCCCAUAACCGACUUCAUCAGCGAGGGCACACUGCAGAGCAUCCGAUUUGUGGAAAUCAAGGUCUCUUUAGGUGACAGCCACCAUGCUAAAAGCGGCCAGGUUUGGCUCCGGAUUCUGAAGGACGUCCUGGUAGCCUGGUCGAAGAAGAAUUCGUUAGUACGGAUCAAGGUCAUGUUCAAGGUCUCCAACGUCAAUCAUCGUGCGGUCUGGUACAGUGAGCUCAAAGACUACGACACGCUCAAGAAACAGAUCUACAACUUCGUGUUCAAACAUGGGCACAGGCUGAGCAUGCUUGACUAUGAGCACUGGGUGCUCGACCACGGCUACGCUUAUAGAACAGGCUUCAGGAAUCCGCUGAUCCGCAAGCAUCCCGACCCCAACAUUUGGCAAGGCAGUGUCCUGGAGUGGAUCUGA